Messenger RNA from Cinara cedri, 156 nucleotides. The record is from the annotation of a GenBank genome assembly. NCBI's taxonomy places the organism in Eukaryota, Metazoa, Arthropoda, Insecta, Hemiptera, Aphididae.
AUGGCAAAUGAACAAGCAGAAAAUAUAGCUUUCGUACAACUUAUAGAAAGUCACCCAUGUCUCUAUGAUAUAACAUCAUCUAAUUAUACUCGACAAGACAUAAAAGAAAAAGCAUGGAAUGACAUUUCAAAAAAAACGAACAAUUCUAGUAAGUAA